Physcomitrium patens is the source of this 3325-nucleotide messenger RNA. RefSeq names its product molybdenum cofactor sulfurase. NCBI's taxonomy places the organism in Eukaryota, Viridiplantae, Streptophyta, Bryopsida, Funariales, Funariaceae. Gene Ontology annotation, biological process: Mo-molybdopterin cofactor biosynthetic process. Gene Ontology annotation, molecular function: pyridoxal phosphate binding; molybdenum ion binding; molybdenum cofactor sulfurtransferase activity. The record is from RefSeq and is a predicted model, not a curated record.
GACUGUGCUCCUGCUUCUUCUUCUUCUUCCGCACAUUUCCUCUCGCAAAGCCACGCAGUUUCUGCGUCUGCUUCGUCCUCGUUGGGUAAAGUGUAGUCGUGAUUGGCGACUUGUCAUGUGUUGGCAGAAUUUGGAAUUUCGAGGCCGAGGGCCGCGCUUGGGAAGCGGUCGUGAGAGUGAGCGUGUGAAGGUUUGUGCACAAGAGCUUGGAUGGGAUUUCGGUUCCUGGGUUUGGAUGAAUCGGGCGCUGGUGAUUCGGUUGGGCGUCCAGGGAUUGGUGAGCGGCACAGCGGGAGCUGGAGCUGGGGAUUGUUUGGGGGAUCGGUGAUUGAGAUUCGAGUUGGGAUUGAGAGAAUUGAGCGAGUGGAGGGAAUCGGCGACGAGAGCGAUGUGGGGGUUUUCGUGGAGAGAUAAAGUUGUGGAGAUUUACAUGGCUCUGGUGCCUAUCCUCAAUUGGUCUUUUACGCUGAGCUUCUUUCACGCUUCGCCAGUUUGGAAGCGACUGGGGUCGCAUGCGGUGGCGAGUGAGAGUGAGAGCGAGGCGAGACGAGGUGAGGCGGUGGAGCAAGCGAGUGGCGUGAGCGAUGAGAAGCGUGUGUUUCUGGAAAUUUUUGGAGAGGUCUAUGGGUACCCCGAGAGCUCCUGUCCUAUCGACAAACUGCGGGCUACUGAAUUCGCUAGAUUGAAUGGUGUUGUGUACGUCGAUCACGCAGGAGCUACAUUGCACGCUAAUUCCCAAUUGAAGGCAGCACUAGACGACUUUUCGUCUAAUCUCUAUGGCAAUCCUCAUAGUCAAAGUGAUAGCAGCAUGCGAUCGUCGGAUGCUGUGGAGACCGUGCGCCAGCAGGUUUUAGAAUUCUGCAAUGCUCCUUCUGGAGAGUAUGUAUGUGUUUUCACGUCAGGUGCGACAUCAGCGCUGAAGCUUGUUGGAGAGACUUUCCCUUGGAGCCCAGAAAGCGAAUAUUGGUAUACUUUGGAGAAUCACAACAGUGUCCUUGGAAUCCGAGAAUAUGCUCUCGAGAAAGAUGUGGCCGUAACUGCGGUGGAAAUCGAAGCAGCACAAACAAAUUCGUCGGACUCAGAGGUGGAUUUUAGUUUUACACCUAGAACCUUGGAGCAACGAGCACGUGCUUCUAGUCAUCAAAGAAAUAAUCCUGCAGAAGAAUCAAUAAAUCUGUUCGCUUUUCCUCUGGAGUGUAACUUCUCUGGAGCGAAGUUCGAUUUGAAUCUUGUCAAGUAUGUCCAAGAUGCUAGACAUGUGAGCAGCUCUUCCAGAGGGAGAUGGAUGGUCCUUUUGGAUGCCGCCAAGGGUUGUGGAACCGCACCUCCAGAUUUGUCACGAUUUCCAGCAGACUUUGUGGCCAUUUCUUUCUACAAGAUUUUUGGAUAUCCAACAGGCCUUGGUGCUUUGCUUAUUCGAAGAGAUGCAGCUUCCUUGUUGAAGAAGAAAUACUUUGGAGGAGGCACAGUGGCCAUGUCUAUAGCUGAUGCAGAUGUGAUGCGUAAACGAGAUCGCGUGGAACAGUGGCUUGAGGAUGGAACUACCUCAUUCCUUGGAAUUUCUGCACUUCGCCAUGGUUUUGCAUUAAUCAACCGGAUCCAUUUGCCAAACCUGAACAUGCAUACAGGGGCAUUAACCAAGUAUUUUGCAAAUACAUUAGCCGGCUUAAAGCAUGAGAAUGAAGUUACUGUUUGCGUUCUUCAUGGAAAUCAUGACCUUGACCGUGUGAAAUAUUGGGGUCAAGAUUGCAAUCAAGGACCUAUUGUGACUUUUAAUCUCAAGCGAGCAGAUGGAUCAUGGGUAGGCCAUCGUGAAGUGGAGAAACUUGCUGCACUUGAAAAUAUUCAGCUACGGACUGGCUGUUUCUGCAAUCCAGGUGCUUGUGCAAAAUACUUGGGGCUCUCACAAGAGGACCUUGUGGCUAAUUUUGAGUCUGGACACGUAUGCUGGGAUGAUCAAGAUGUAAUUCACGGUCGACCUACUGGAGCUGUACGGGUUUCCUUUGGAUACAUGUCUACGUUUGAGGAUUGCUGGGUGGUAAUCAAGUUCAUCGUGAAGUAUUUUGUGGAAAUUAAUAAUGAAUAUAGAACAAUUGGAGUGAAGACAUCAAACUGUAUCUCCCCUUCUUUGGCUAUUGGUAGUUCUGCUGAUUCAGGUGUAAGGGUGAAAGAUCACAAUCUGAAGUGUAUCCCUACCAAUGGUGAUAAGAAUGAUAGUCUGGGGCUGGACACAAAAAUUAAAGUGGAAAAUCUGGUGAUAUAUCCAAUUAAGUCUUGCGGCGGAUUCAGCGCAAAUGUUUGGCCACUCAGUGACUGCGGACUAUUAUAUGAUCGUGAGUGGAUGAUUCAGAGUUCCACAGGAGAUGUUCUCACGCAGAAGAAGCUGAAUUCAUUGUGUUCAAUUCAGACAUUCAUCGACCUUACUACAGGUAUUAUGCAUGUGAGGGCUCCAAGCAUGCAACGUGAGUUGGCAAUAUCACUGCAAUCAAAGCCCAAAUGCACCACCUCCAAUGGAGUAAUGUUCUGUGGAAAUAGUGUGGAAGGCAACAGAUAUGGAGAUGAGGUGGCGGCAUGGUUUACGGAAGCUCUUGGAGUUAGUUGCACUCUAGUGAGGAAAGAGCCAAAAAUACUUUCACUGAAAUCUCGAAGGGGCCGAUCAGUUUCUCGACAAGGUGACAGUAGUACACGUGAGUUGAGCUUUGCCAACGAAGGUCAGUUUUUGCUCGUGUCGAAGGCUAGCGUUGAUGAGCUUAAUCGCCGAGUUGCUGCAUCACUACAUGCGGAUGCUCAUAGUCAGGAUAAUGUAUCUCUCCAGCAGCCAUCGCUUAUUGAAGUUGAUGCAUUGCGCUUUAGGCCAAACAUCGUGGUUUCAGGAUCUGCUGCUCACGACGAAGACCAUUGGCAAAGUAUAAGCAUAUGCAGCCAGAACUUUAGAGUUGUGGGAGGCUGCAAUCGGUGCCAAAUGGUGAACAUUGAUCAAUCUUCAGGGCUUCGUGAAUCUAACCAGCCUUUGGCUACUUUGGCAUCAUACCGUCGUCACAAAGGACAGAUAACUUUUGGCAUCCUUCUUCAGCAAUAUAAAUUUGACGUGGAGGAUUCGAACUCAAAGUUAUGUGACAAUCCAGAAAUAGAGUAUACGAAGUGGCUCAGAACAAGAUACACAAGACUGAUAUCCGUAGGGUCUAGUGUCAAUGUUAAUAAGCUUAUUUAAAUGUUCAAAUUGCCAUCAUCCUGAAGAGGAGUUUUUUCUGCAAGUUAACUUAUGUGAAUCCUUUUACACAUAAUUACGGGGGAUUUUUCUGCCUCCUCUCAAACAAAGCUCUCA